AUGUCCAACGCUUCCAGUGCAGACGCGCUGCAUGUCAAGAGGCGCGAGCACCCUUUUCUCUAUACCUGGAAUCGUCGGCUUCGUCACCUCCACGGCAUCUCGUUGCGCAAUCUCAAUAUAAACGCUCCGACCUCUUCAGUACGAGGUAAAACCAGUACAGAUGAUGAGUACAAUCUCACUACACCUGCAAAAUCUCUAGCCCGCGACGAUGCUCACACACUCCACCAUGCGAAGUCCUAUGACCAACUCUCGAGAACCCAAGCGACAAAUGGCGGGCAACAAAGCUCUAUACACAGUCCGGUCAAAAAGGAAAAGACGCAGAAGAGACCGGUGAGGCCAGCACAGGGCAAUAUGAGGAGAAGAAGCACUCUACAUUGGGCAUCCUCAGAUCCAAGAACGAGACAAUCAAAGUUGGAAGCUCUGGAGGUCGACAGGUUGGUCACAUCCUGGUUCUCAGUACAUCCUGCUAAGCUCGAAGAACCAAUAUAUAUCAGCGAGAUCAUGGAGGACUCAAUGAACCCUAGUUUCAGCCAUUUUGACUUGGACAGCUCUAUUGCCAGUGUGGCUCGCAGCGACAAUUUCGUUCUACGGAUAUGGUCCAAGAAUGAGCAUAUGGACGAAUACCGCAUACUGGUCGAGCUCGAUGUAAACUUGCGUUCGCUUCAGUUUAUUGGCAGAUCUCUAGAGACCUUCCAGCACCCUCUGCCUGAGAACUGUGUGCUCUUUCACCUCUCAGAUGGCAUCUACACAAGCUUUACAGAUUUACCUGCAGAGGUUCACCAGCAGCCUCCGUUGACGCCUGCUAUGAAAUCGAUGGCGCCUACUCAAGGCCCAACGUUUGAUAUUCUCCUCAAGCUAGCCAAUUUGGAUGAUGUGAUCCAGGAUGCGAUACGUACUCGAAGCAAACUGGAAGCGGAUAUCAAUUCUCUGCUUGCUGAUAUGCCUCAAGCUGAAAAUGCUUUGUCGCUUUUGUCGUCACAGCAGGAAGACACGAAGAAUGCUAAGCGGUCUUGCGACAAUGAACAUAAAUCCGUGGAUCAUUCCCGACGUUUGAAGUCCGAACUGCAAGCUUCCAUACAAUCCAGUCGCGAUGUAGUGAACAGUCUUCCCACAAUACAGAGUAGGGCACUAGCCAGGCAACAGCGACUCCAGGAAACAGCUCAGAAGGUUCGAAAGGAAGAUGACCAAGUCAACGAAUCCUCCAAUUCCCAAAUUCGCCGUAUAUGCUCAAGCCUCAUGCAUAUCUUUCCGAUUGAACCUGUCAAAAACAGGGCAUUGCAAUUUACAAUUAGGAAUCUUCACUUGCCGAACUCGUCGUUCAGCGAUACUAACAGCGACGAGAUUGCUGCAGCUCUAGGGUUCGCAGCACAGCUCGUCCAUCAGCUAUCGUUGUACCUUUCCAUACCACUUCCUUAUCCAAUCCGGUCGAGUGAGUCAAGCUUCUUCAUACAAGAUGACAUCUCAGCAGGCUUAGCACAGAGGCAUUUCCCACUACACCCAGUUGGAGCGGCUUACAAGUUUGAAUACGGCGUGUUUCUGCUGAAUAAAGAUAUUGAAUUCUUGAUGAACAGAUCUGGACUUCGAGCUGUGGACAUUAGGCACACCUUGCCCAACCUCAAGUACCUAAUAUUCGUGCUCACAGCAGGAAGUGGAGACUUGCCGACAAGAAAAUCGGGUGGAAUUCGUGGUUUGCUUAGAGUGCCUGAUUUGUCGAGAAGGAACAGUGAAGAGAGUGUGAUAAGCCAAGCCAGUGCUGCGUUGCAUGAUAACAAGCUUGCCCAGCAGGAGAAGGGCGGCGAUCUGAGCGAUGUUUUCAACGGUCCUCUUCGUGCUAAGGGCUUGCCUUAUCAUAGAUCUAUGCUACGUGAUGCUGGGUGA
This is a messenger RNA of Lithohypha guttulata, 1878 nucleotides long. RefSeq lists its product as uncharacterized. Gene Ontology annotation, cellular component: lytic vacuole; endosome. The record is from RefSeq and is a predicted model, not a curated record. Gene Ontology annotation, molecular function: SNARE binding. Bases 1 to 1878 code for a protein of 625 amino acids. NCBI's taxonomy places the organism in Eukaryota, Fungi, Ascomycota, Eurotiomycetes, Chaetothyriales, Trichomeriaceae. Gene Ontology annotation, biological process: SNARE complex assembly. The transcript is spliced from 2 exons.